CACUUCGUCCGUCGUAAAUAGAGGGGCUUUUUUAUUUUUGCCCAAAAUAAUGACUUAGCCCUCCGUCGUAAAUCAGGAGCUGCACUUCGUCCUCGACCGUGAGUUCCCCUCAGCUCCCAGUUGUUAAUCGGAAGACCACUCCUCCGCCCUCUGCUGUCACUCGCAAAGCCCCCUUUAUCCUUCGCCGUACGACCGCGGGCUUCAACUACACCGUUCGCCCUUGAUCGCGAGGUUCCUGACCCACCCACCCUUUGCCGUCAACUGGGUCGCAUCUCAGUUAGGAGCACCGAUCUCGAUGGAUGCAGAGCAGGCCAAGGCUAAGCUUUUAGCUGUGGAGAAGGAGCUUGGUCAUGCAAUUCGUGUUUUUACAAACGCUGCCAGUUCAGCAAAACCUGACGAAGUUUCCCCUUCAUCUACAGAGGAACCUGAUGAAUUUUAUGAAUUUACACCCGAUGAUUAUUACCGGAUCAUGUCCGAUAGAAUUGGAGCACAAUCACAAAUUCUUAAGACCCGCAAAAUGAGAGAGGCAGAUGCAGCAGCCCUUAAAGCAAAAAUAACCAAGGCUGUUAUCAGGGUUCAUUUCCCAGAUAACUAUAUUCUUGAGGCAAAGUUCCAACCAACGGAGACUCUCCAGAGCUUGAUGGAUCUCUUGAAGAAAGCAGUUGCUCAUCCUGAUCUACCAUUCUAUAUAUAUACCACUCCUCCAAAGGAACAUGUUAAAGAUACAUCAAAGGAUUUCUACACGGCUGGCUUCGCUCCAGGAGCUAUUGUCUAUUUUUCUUAUGAUCUUCCAAAAGAUUUGGACUCUGAUAAUUCAAAAGGACCAUAUCUUCGUGAUGACAUCAUUUCAUUGAAUGGUUUGGAUCUGACUACUGAACAAGCAGAUCCUGUCCAUCCUGAAGAGCCAAAAGUAGUGCAGAUUCCAUCUCCUGUUCUUGAUUCUAGGCCACCUGCAAAGAAACCAACCAAGCCUAAAUGGCUUAAGCUGUGAAUGUGGUCCUCAGAUAAUUCUGUACUUAUCCGUCCAGUUCGUUACAUGAAUGAAGAAUCAAACUUACAUGUGAUUUAUUUGCCUCUAAUCAUAUUAGACAAUGACCAAUCAACCAUGUUCUGUUUCCAACCAAACCUGAAGGCGGUUGUGCACUGUCAACACCCUGAGAAAUUAGGGGAAUGCCUAAAGAAUCAUUAUAACUUGUACAUAUGAUAUCAUAUGAGAAUCAUUGUUGUUUCUGGUAAUAAUUGUUGAUUACCGGUUUA
This is a messenger RNA of Zingiber officinale, 1257 nucleotides long. RefSeq names its product plant UBX domain-containing protein 1-like. Gene Ontology annotation, biological process: protein-containing complex disassembly. The transcript is spliced from 7 exons. The record is from RefSeq and is a predicted model, not a curated record. NCBI's taxonomy places the organism in Eukaryota, Viridiplantae, Streptophyta, Magnoliopsida, Zingiberales, Zingiberaceae. Bases 296 to 991 code for a protein of 231 amino acids. Gene Ontology annotation, molecular function: ATPase binding.